Molecule: messenger RNA, 5162 nt
Organism: Hypanus sabinus (Atlantic stingray)
Lineage: Eukaryota; Metazoa; Chordata; Chondrichthyes; Myliobatiformes; Dasyatidae
Product: protein downstream neighbor of son homolog
Exons: 10
Coding region: 114-1832 (572 amino acids)
Biological process (GO): nuclear DNA replication
Cellular component (GO): nucleus
Source: RefSeq, a predicted model, not a curated record
AAGUUAGCUCUCCUUAGAAGUCCCACGAAACGAGUUAAUUAAUAAUUAUUAAAUAACUCCUGGCCGCUCGUUUCAUUUCCUGGGGUCUUGGAGCUUAAACCGGUGGCUGUAGGAUGUCGGUCGAGCAGGUAGCCGGCUACUCGCCCAGCUUCAAGAAGCCCGCGGAAAUCCUGAGGCUGCGGAGAAAGCGGACUCGCGGCGCGGCCGGUAGGCUUCCCUCGGAGGAGCUGCCGCCAACCUCCUCUGCUCAGAAGGCUGAGAACGGCGGCCCCGGCCACCAGCCGCAGAGCAAGAAGUGCCGGAGGAACCCGUUCGCCAACAUCGCCAAUACCUGUGGGCUGCCUGCCGAGAGUCCGGGCCCUGAGAGCGGACGGCCUGCCGAGGAGACGGCGCUGAGCAAAGGGGUUCCUCAGGUGCUGCCUGCAGGAGAUGAAGAUUCCAUUUUGGAAGCAAAAUUUUUUUCCCAAGAAAUACCAUUUCCCAUACAAAAUAAAGAUUCUAGAAUACUACCUGAAUGCACUUUACCUGAAAACUUCCCUGUUGACUGGAGCGUUAAAACAUGGGCUUUAUUCACAUCCCCUCAUCCUUUUACUUGGACUGAUCAACUCAAAGCUUCAGAAGAAGCCAAAGGAUUAAUUCAACACUGUCGUUCCUCAAUAGUUGAUUUUCCUUUACAUAUAGAGGACCCAAAAUCAUGCACGGAUUUACGCUGUGCCUUCCAACAAAAUCUUGUAUACUGGCUUCACCCCUCGCUGCCAUGGCUAUCACUUUUCCCUCGUAUAGGUGCAGAGCGGAAAAUGGCUGGCAAAAGUAAUCCAUGGGCACAAGAUGAAGAACUCCAGCAAGUGCUAAUGAGUGAAUGGUCACUCAGCUUUAGUUCAUUGUAUAAUCUGCUGCGAGCCAAACUUUGCCCAUAUUUCUACUUCUGCACAUACCAAUUCACUGUGCUGUUCCGAGCAGCUGGAAUAGCAGGGAGUGGUGUUCUUACUGCUGUUAUUUCCCCUACAACAAGAGGUCUCAGAGAAGCUAUGAAAGAUGAAGGGAUUACAUUUUCCUUGCCAUUACUGGAUGACAGAAGAAAUAAUAAAAUUAAAAAAAGUGAAACUACAGAUUUGGGGUUACACAUUCCAGAUGCUGAAACACAGGAAAAAAUCUUGGAUGUUCAGGAGGAACAUGCUGGUAGUAGUGAAGAUGAUGACAAUGAUGAUGGUGGAAUAUCCUGGCUGAAAGAGAUGGGUGUACAAGACAAAGUUAGAAAGCCUAGUUCUAUGUCCAUUAAACUUCGUAAGGAACACACCCUUGUGCGCAUGGACCAUAAGCCUGAAUCAGCUGUAAUGGUGAAAGGCCCUCAGACGUUCACUUUGUUAAACUUUCUUAUGAACAACAAAAGCAUAGUAGCUGGAGCUGGGCCCCAAGCAGGACUCCCACCUACACUCUUGGCCCCUGUUGCAUUCAGAGGAGCCUCAAUGCAGACAUUAAAGGCUAGAAGUAUUAAUGUUAGGACACAGCAUUUAUCUGGAAUGAAGGACUCUCACUGCCUUGAGAUCACUGGGCCCAUCAUGCCUCACGCCCUACACAGUCUGACACUGAUGCUGAAGUCAGCACAGAAAGGAAACUUCACAGCCAGCUUUCACUCACAUGAACCAACUUCUGUAUUUAAUGUAGCUCUCAAACUGGAACAUCAUGAAGGCAAGGACCACUCUUUGAGUGAAAUGUCUAAUUAUGGUCUACACCCAGAAACUCUGAAUCAACUAAUGCAACAGCCAACCUUUGGAAAAUCCUCCAUGAAGCAUCUAGAAAUGAAGGACUAUCGGUAUUUGUGGAAAUUGUAAUUGCUAAAAUUCCAGUAGAACUUGUGACUCACUCAAAAGUUUCAGAAGUCACCUUCAUAGGUGUUGAGACAAAAUACAACUAAAUGCUGGAGAAAACGGCAGAUGGAUUUUAUAAAUGAAUGUUGAUUGAAGCAGAUGACCAAAAAAUAGAUAUUAAAUGACACAUACCAAACCUAUUUAUUAUAUUAUACAUUAGUAUUAACCAUGUUAUUUAAAAUUCUUUUUAAUGCAUACAAUAAAUGCAUUUCAUAUUUUGUGAUGCUGGGUCAUUGGAGGCUAUUUGAAAUGUCUGUUUGAAAUAAGGAAUUUUUUUUUUGAACCAUUGGAUCAGUGAGAUUCUAUUGUAAAUAGUUUAUCUGGAAAUGAGGGGCUAUUAAUGUGUAGGAUAAUGAAUCCUAGAUUUAAAGGAGCUGUAGGUGAAUAGAAUACUAUUUGACUUUUUCAUUAAGGUAAAGUUAUGAGUAUUAGACAAGGCGUCUAAAUUAUUUUUAGCUUUAUCUAGGAGAUUGUUAACAGCUAGUAGCCUUUUCUCAUUAAAUAAUUCCCUGCUAUUGGAUGUGUUAGAAAUCAGCCUUGUCAAAUAUUGUGACAAAUACGAUUUCCAGAUCAUCAGCCCCACAAUUUACUGGCAUGUAUGUUCUCUCCAGUUAACUGUAUCAGUAACAACGUUUAUAUCAGUGUUUAUAUAUUGGUAUUGCUGUAUAAGAACUGCAGUCAUUUUUUUUUAUUUACACUGCCACAGUGAGAAAGCAAAUAAGCAAACAAAAUUUAGGGUUGUAUUAAUCUUUAGAAUGUGAAGUUUUGCUUAUUUUAGUGUAUUUUAUCUAGAAAUUUGUUUUAGCCUGUGAUAAAUAUAGCGUACAGUUAACACACUGAAAUAGGAUGAGAAUUAACUAGAUCUCAACUGAUACAACUUAAGAUUCCGGCACAUUUUAGUUUGUAGCAAACUGCAUGUUGAUUUAAUCAUAAAUCAAUUUAUAAAAGUGUAAAGUAAUUAUAAAUCUCAAAAUAGAAAAGAAAUAUAUACUGUAUAUAUAGUCAGUUUUUAACUUGAACAAUCUAUAUUCAACAUUGGGCAGAUUUUCCACUUGCUGGAUCCAGUGCCUUUUCAGCUGCAUUUAAAGUGCCUAAUUGACUAUUUAUUGUAUUAAAUAUUCAAAUUAAGCUUAGUUUGAGUUUUUUCUUUAAUCAGACAAGCAUUAGGCACUUCCUCAACUUAUACUUGUCAUCUAAAUGUAUGCAAUACUAUCUAAUUGAAAAGUAGAAAUCAAACCAUUAUUUCAAUUUCCAGUUUUUAGUUGACAUUAGAGGCUGAGUUUGGACUUUAUUAGAUUUUAAAACAUUGAGUGCUAUUUGUUUUCCUUGUAUUGCUUGCAUGACUUGUUCUUUUUUCGCACAUUGGGUGUUUGACAGUCAAUUUAAUUGAUUCUUUUGGGUUUCUUUGUUUUGUAGCUGCCUGUAAGAAGACAAAUCUCAGUUGUACAUUGAUAACUUUGAAAAAGCUAGUAAAAGCGGAGAGAUGACACUUGUCAGCAGUAGGUCAGUCCAGUUUAUACACAAUCCACAUCAUAAACAGUAACCAGCUGUGUGUUCAUUAUGUGAAGUUAAAAUGCCAGUCAAGCUUCAGACAAUUCAGGGUCUGAUUUAUCAUUUAUUUUCAUUGAAUGAUAAUUUUAUGAAUCCUGGUCUCAUGCAACAAAUAAUUCUAACAUUUUUUCACUGCCACUAUAUAAUUAGGUGCAAUAUUUUUCAUGAGCUAAGACCUGGCCUGCUGAGUUCAUCCAGCAUUUUGUGUGUGUAGUUCUUUUGGAAAGAUGGUUUCCCAUUGUGUAUACUCUAUCUCAAAGCUUAAGACUUCGAUCUUGGAUUACGGUGCCUAUGAUUGGCCAGUCAACUGUGCUCAACCUCUUUAUGGAGGUUGAUCAAAACUGGUGUAACUUUAGAAGCAUUCAAAGAAAGAUGAAGUUGACAAAAUUUCACCUAUAUCAGUCUAGAUUAGUUUCGUAAUCUUGGUAGAACAAGCAAAGACCCUUCAGGAAGGGUAAGAUGAAGGAACACAUACCAAUACUCAUAGAGGGAUCAGAAGUGUAGAAAGUGAGCAGCUUCAAGUUCCUGGGUGUCAAGAUCUGAGGAUCUAACCUGGUCCUAACAUAUUGAUGUAGUUAUAAAGAAGGUAAGAUAGCAGCUAUACUUUAUUAGGAGUUGGAAGAGAUUUGCAGUCAACAAAUACGCUCAAAAACUUCUAUAGUUGCACCGUGGAGAGCAUUCUGACAGGCUGCAUCACUGUCUGAUAUGGAGGGUCUACUGCACAGGACCGAAAGAAGCUGCAGAAGGUUGUAAAUCUAGUCAGUUCCAUCUUGGGUACUAGCCUACAAACUAUCCAGGACAUCUUCAGGGAGUGGUGUCUCAGAAAGGCGGCAUUCAUUAUUAAGGAGCUCCAGCACCCAGGGCAUGCCCUUCUCUCACUGUUACCAUCAGGUAGGAGAUACAGAAGCCUGAAGGCACACUCAACGAUUUAUGAACAGCUUCCCCUCCGCCAUCUGAUUCUUAAAUGGACAUUGAAUCUUUGGACACCACAUUUUUUAAUAUACAGUAUCUGUUUUUGCACAUUUAAAAAAAAUCUAAUUCAAUGUACAUAAUUGAUUUUCUUGAGUUUGUUUUCUCUGCUAGAUUAUGUACUGCUGCUAAGUUAACCAAUUUCAUGUCACAUGCUGGUGAUAAUAAACCCGAUUCUGAUUCCAUUUUACAGAAAAUGUUUGCAAACCUACUGACUGUGUACUCUUAAUUUUGGCCAACAUUAUAUUUACAGGUAUAAGCAGGUUGAAAGGGGGACCUCUAGCUAUCAUUUAUUUGCAACUCAGUAUCUCAGAUUACUGGAUUGCUAGUUGUCUGAUAUUCUAUGUUAAACCCAGAAGCUGAACUGUAGCAGGUUAAAGAGGUGUACUUUGAUUAUAGUGCCCUGCUUCAUGGCAGUGACAGUUAGUGCUUGUAUACGAGGCAACUGGUAACAUCUGAGAAAGUCAAAUUAAUGCCUAGUAUUUUUUUCUAAUAGUGUUUUAAAAUUUUACUCAUUUAAAUGUUUUGCUAUUAGGCAUUUAAAAAUACUUAAGCUUUUGAAAACUGGCAAGCUCUCGAAUCAUUCAAGGGAUGGAGCCUCCGGGUAAGUGCCCGUAGCCUGCACUGAGCUACAUAUGCUCAUCCAACUCUCCAAGAAAAAGUUCAGAUGGAUAAGGAAUAUGGGCAGGGGGCUAAGCCCAGAAUGACUGCCUGAGUAGGAACCAGAUACCAUCAUUAAAACCACUUAACAGAGCAUGAAAAAGUUGCUUUCAA